AUGGCCACUUUCUCGUCGUCGCCAAUCAUCAUCGACGGCAAGGGCCACCUCUUGGGUCGUCUUGCGAGUAUCAUCGCCAAGCAGAUCUUGUCGGGCCAGAAGAUUACUGUUGUGCGCUGCGAGGAGAUCAACAUUUCCGGCAGCUUCUUCCGCAACAAGCUCCGCUAUCACAACUUCUUGCACAAGCGACAUAUCGUAAAUCCUAAGAAGUCGGGUCCCUUCCAUCAUCGUGCACCUUCCAAGAUUCUCUACCGAGCUGUUCGUGGUAUGAUCCCCCACAAGACGGCUCGUGGUGCGGCUGCUUUGGAACGACUCAAGCUCUUUGAGGGAGUACCACCUCCUUAUGAUCGCAAGAAGCGUAUGGUUGUUCCGGAAGCCUUGCGGGUGCUGAGGCUCAAGCCGGGAAGAAAGUACUGCACUGUCAAGCGAUUGUCACACGAAGUUGGAUGGGGUUACAAGGACGUUGUCGAUCGUCUGGAGGAGAAGCGCAAAAUCAAAGCCGCCGCUUUCUACGAGCGAAAACUCGCUGCAGCCAAGCUCCGACAGAAGGCCCACGCAGACCACUCUUCAUCCUAUGCCGAGCUCUCCAACCUGGGAUACUAG
Messenger RNA from Serendipita indica DSM 11827, 603 nucleotides. The record is from the annotation of a GenBank genome assembly. Lineage: Eukaryota; Fungi; Basidiomycota; Agaricomycetes; Sebacinales; Serendipitaceae.